This is a messenger RNA of Myxocyprinus asiaticus (Chinese sucker), 5403 nucleotides long. Its product is annotated as la-related protein 4-like. The coding region runs from base 290 to 2575 and encodes 761 amino acids. The transcript has 17 exons. Gene Ontology annotation, molecular function: mRNA 3'-UTR binding. The record is from RefSeq and is a predicted model, not a curated record. Gene Ontology annotation, cellular component: cytoplasmic stress granule; cytosol. NCBI's taxonomy places the organism in Eukaryota, Metazoa, Chordata, Actinopteri, Cypriniformes, Catostomidae. Gene Ontology annotation, biological process: positive regulation of translation.
GUGUGUGAAUAGCUGCCGUCUGUCAGAAACGCUCGCUGAUCCCCUGGUUUGCGUUUUUAACAUGAUAGCUUAUUAGGGUAUGAAGUAAACCAAUAACGGAGAUAGAUUCGAAAGAUUUAGUGAUAUCACAGCUCCCUUGUUCCCCUUCGUUUCGUUCCGAAAAGGUAAGACAAACCAACCCUAACUAGCUAGAGCAAGUGCUUGUUGCAUUCAGCCGGUGCGUGUUGGUGAGGAGUGGCGCGGUGCUUUAUCGCGGAUUGGCCGGCCGGUGCAGAGCCAAAGGCGGCCGAUGACUUCGGAGAGUAGCAGUCAACCUCAAAAGAAUGAGGAGGUCGAGCCGGGACCAGUCGCCCGAGAUCAAGAGGAGAAAACCGGCCAGGACCAAGGCGGCAUGGUGACCACCAAGGGGGCCGGUCUGAAUCCCAAUGCUAAAGUGUGGCAGGAAGUGUCUGCACCUACUACCCAGGCUUCAGAGGUGGCCACAGAGACUUGCCAUUGGCCACAAGCAGAUGCUGCCUCCACUGAAGAGUCAGAGGGCUUCAAGGAAUACAGUGUUGGCUAUGGUGACUCUGAAUCAGCCCCUCCUUUAGAAAGCAGCAUGUUGAAUGGCGUGGAGUCAGCAGAAAUUGCUUACCCUCUCUAUGAAGCAGUGAAUGGAGAGGUGGUUGAGGAGCAGCUGCCUCUGUCUGAGGAGAGUUUGAAGGAGUUGCUGAAGAAACAGCUGGAGUUUUGCUUCUCAAGGGAGAAUCUAUCAAAGGACCUCUAUCUGAUAUCUCAGAUGGACAGUGAUCAGUUUGUCCCUAUUUGGACUAUUGCAAGCAUGGAGGGUGUGAAACUGCUGACCACUGAUAUGGACCUGAUACUUGAGGUGCUACGAGCCUCUCCAGUGGUGCAGGUGGAUGAGAAGGGUGAGAAGGUUCGGCCAAACCACAAACGAUGCAUCAUUAUCCUCCGAGAAGUCCCUGAGACCACACCUGUAGAGGAGGUGGAGGCGCUGUUCAAAAGUGAGAAGUGUCCGCAGGUCAUCAGCGUGGAGUUUGCGCACAACAACAACUGGUACAUCACAUUCCAGUCUGAUACAGAUGCACAGCAGGCUUACAGAUAUUUACGUGAGGAAGUCAAAACGUUUCAGGGCAAACCAAUCAUGGCACGCAUUAAGGCCAUUAACACGUUCUUUGCUAAGAACGGUUAUGGGGUAGUUGAUUCUGUGGUGUACUCUGCUCAAUCACAGUACUCCUCUCCAGUCUACCUGCAGCAGGUAUACCAGCCCCAACAGCAGUACCCCCUCUACAGCCUCCUGCCACAGACAUGGACCCCCUCACCAACCCCUUACUUUGAAACGCCUCUGGCUCCAUUUCCCAACAGCACAUUUGUAAAUGGACUUGGCUCAUCAGGAAGCUACAAAACUGGCUCAUCUCCAAUUAGCCUUACACGCAACUACUCCCGCAACCGACUUCCACUUUAUUCCAGAAAGAAUGUAAUCAAUGCCUUCAGGCAUCAUGUAAAGCCACAGCUUCGUGCUGAUGUUGGUCAACUGACAGAGACUUUGUCCGGUACCGGCAGUCCUCAGCCCCCAUGCACUCCCACUUCCGACACCAGCAUCUCCACCCUCACCCCGCUCUCUGAACCGCCAACUUCCCCCAGAGAAAACCACCACUCAGAUCUAGGCAUCAACAACCGGACCAGGAGAGGAAGCUACCGUGGCAUGAGGAGGAGAAGAGAAGAUGAAAGAAUGAGGCAGCAUUUUGAAACGGGUGUGAAUGCACCGCCCCCUAAGUUUGACCUUGCGACCACUAACUUCCCGCCAUUGCCAGGAGGUGUGCCGAGCCGUCUGCCAGCUGUGGCCAUGCCAACAGAGUCUGUGUUGGAAAAUCGCAUGGCAGAUGUCGUUAAAGGCAUCAGUAAGGACAAGCCGGACUCAAAUAAGCAAGAUGUUUGUCAAGAUCCUGGAACGUGUCAAGUGGAAGCGCAGUCGACUGCACCCUCCAUUACAGCGUCAAAGCUCCCCGCCCCUCAACAGGAGACACCUACCGCUAGUGCGUCACAUCAAGUGAAGAAACCAGAGAAGGCUGUUCAGAUCUUUAACACACCUCCCAACCCAGCAUCAGUGGCCACAAACCCAGCACCAUCUGUUCCUGCCCCCAAACCGUCAUGUAACCAUAUAAAUUCAAGCACUGCAACUUCUCCUGUCCCUAUAAGCACAACUGUGCAGGAGCCUCGGAAGCUUAGCUAUGCAGAGGUGUGUCAGAGACCACCUAAAGACCCACCCCCCGCACCGGCCAGCCCAACCCCCUCUCCCAACACAAACCAACCACUACGCGAGCUUCGUGUCAACAAAGCGGAAGGCCCAGCCUCAUCCCACUGCAGUACCAAUGAGAAAGCGGAGAAAGGAAGUGAGGGUCGGACGUCUAGAGAGCAGACUGGCUACCAACGUGGUAACUGUCCCAGAGGCUCGGGCUUUAAGCUAAGAGAGCAACAGAGACGGCCCCCUCAGGGUCGACGCUCCUCUCCACAGUCAGGGUAUAACAAACGCAGUGGAAAAGAACAAAACAUCCCACCCAGAUCGCCAAAGUAAUUUCUCGUAUGCCCACAAUACAAACACUUGUGUGUAUACUUGUAUACACACAUAUAUAAAACAGAAAGCAAGAGUGUAUAAAUCUAUAUAUCUAUAUAUAUAUAUAUAUUAUAUAUAAAUCUACAUAUGAAAACUGGACUGUUGCACUGUGGUGUCGAAGAACCCUCUGCUUCCUUAAAGACUGUGACAUCUGGAAUGUUGAUCCUUAUAAAUACAGGAGAAAACUAGCAAUUUAAGGAAGAAACAAACCUCAAACUUGAAUGAAAAACGGAGACCAUGCUUCCUCUGUUUUAUUUACAAAGGUUGAUUUGCUUGAGAAUGGAUUUUGAUUUUACUUGGAGUGUUUAUGGUCCUGGCACUAGUGUACAAUGCUGUACAUUUUUAUUAUCUGUAAAAACUAUAUACUUUUUGGUAAAAAGUACUGUUGGUGAGAAAUUUAGCCAGCACAUGUUCUGCAUAUGCAACAAAUCACACAAAGACAGCAUUACGUUGCUCACCGGUCCAUAUCUCACCUGUGUGAAUGUGUUUGUUACUUCCUGUGUUUGCACCUGUCCUAAAUAAGGGUUGGGGAAAAUAUAUUUACAGAUGCAUCACAGUGCUUUCACAAAUGAUUCUGUCAAUGCAUAAAAGUUCAUAAUUGAAACUUCAUUUUUGCUUUUUAGAGAGAGCUUACAGAGGACAAACAUUACGUAUAAGGGUCAAAAGGUGUGCAAAAUCUGCUAAAUUCACUAUAUGUAAAUGUAUUCUGUAUUCUAAAUGUUCCACAUUUCUCCAUAGAGCUGGAAGAACAAUGGUGUGUUCUUGCUAUCAAUUUGACUGAAUGUCUUAAGGUCUGGUCCAAAUUCCAGAUUUUUCUGGCAAGAGAACGGUCUAUACAAUUGUGAACUAGUACCUGAACCAAAAUCAGUUCAUUGUGGAACUAUUCCCAUUCCGAUUAAAUUAGAUGGGAAGAGACCUUCUGACCGACGUGUAAAGUGACCAACCACAGUUUUUUUUUAUUUUUUAUUUUACUUGCCAUUUAGGAGUGGCUUUAUCUGAUCAUUUAUACCACAAUAAUAGACUUGGUAUAAUAGAUGUUUUGGGGGCAUCUAAUAAUUAUAUUGUGUACACAAGUACAAUUACCAAUAAUAUUGCAUAUUUUGUCCCACUAAUAAAGCCAAGUCAACAGUGAAGCAUUGAUUUCUAGUUGGGAUGCAGAUGUAAAUUUACUGCUAUUAACAACAAUAAUCUGGAAAAUGUUAACACCUAAUUUAUAUAGAAAUAUUCUGACAGUGGGUAUGAGUUAGGUUUCCUUUCAUCAGGCAUUUACUCAUUAAAAUAGUAAUUUGAAGUCAGACAAAGCCAGUUACAGAUAGCUUGGUCCACAAUUCACAAAGGUCCAUGUUUUAAAGCCCUUGAGUUUACUUGGCCUUUAUGAAAAUGUACCAUAUCAUUUUUGCUUUGGCUUGUGAAGUGGAUUGAAAAAGCCUCACAAUUUAUGUCUGUUCAUUGCGCAGUUUUCCCGUUUAUCUUGGCAAUACUGUUUAGAAUGGCAGGACUGCUUAAUAUGAUUUUAAACUAGUUUAAUCACAGACACAUUUGGGGUUUUCAUGGAGGUUUUAAACGAAUAAUUCCAUGCUAAAUUCUGCGACCCACCCCGCGCAUUUCGCAGUACUAUUUAUGAGUAUCUAUUUGCAAACGCAUCAGCUCUGCGCUUGCACUGCUCUGUCCGUUAAGCCAUGCUGACAAUUGAUCCAGUAUAACCGUAGCAUGUUUCGUUCUGCUUUUGGAGCGUUUGCUGUUUGAUAUUUUUCAAACCCAACAUAACAUGGCAGUGCAUCAGAGAGUUGGCCAACUUUGUAGUCGCACCAGUGCGACCUCUUAUAAAAUUUAGUGUCACUGGUAGAAAAAAUGGUCGCACUCUGGAGCCCUGCCUUAUUCGUGGAAGUUUUGUAAAGCCAGACAAUCGCGUCAGAGCUUGCCAUGUCAAAAAAGUACUUUUUGCAGUUUCCUGUGCAGUAUGCAUCGGACAGAAUCAUUUUGUAAUCGCAUUGUGACUCACACAGUCACCCUUAGUACAACACUGCAAGACAAAUGGUAUGUGAAGAGAAUAUUUAAAUGGGGAAAGAAUGGAAGAGGAAAUGUGAAGGUUAAGCUCACAGAAUGAGACCUAACAAGAAUGUCAUGAUGAAUGAAAUAGUACUUCUGUAGAAAAGAAAAAAAAAGAGUACAAACAUGGGUAUGUAUUUUUAUGGUGAUUUGAGUUGUGCUGUAUAAUGUUGCAAAGUGUCAUCUGUGAUGUCCAGUGUUUUUGGAGGCUGAGUCUAACAGUAACCAAGGAGGAUCAAGCUGCUUUCAUGAUGAAAUAAUGAAAUCAUUUGUUUAGAUAAGCAAGUGUGGAAGCCACUGUUUGUCUUCCUUUCCAUUUGGAGUGAAAGUCUUGUUUUUUUUAUAGCAAUCAGGUGUUUGUACAUUUGGCUUUGACUGAAUUUUCAGUUUUCCCUUCUGCUGUAGAUGCUGGUGACAGUAGGUUGGAUUUUACAUAAUUAUAGUUGGUGUGCUGCUUCAGAACUGCCGAACAUGUCCAGUCUAUAAUAUUCAGUCAGUCCACAUGGUCUGUUUGCUUUUGUAAUCUGUAUGUGAUUCUUUCAUUUAUGCCUGUACAUUUCAGGUGUGAUUUCCUGUAUGCAGAGUGAUGUACUGUAAUAUACCUGCUACAGUGUUCAUAAUUUACGUGUCAUCUGAUCUCAUGUUGUUUUUUGUUAAAGGAUUGGGAACUUGGGACCUCAAAAGAAAUGGAUGUGUAUGACUGCUAAUUUUCUUUUUUUUUUUUUUUUUUAAUUCAGUAA